GCCAAUAAGAGCGCGGUUGGGCGGAGCUGCCGGGAGGGUAUAUAAGAGGCGCUCGCCGGCUCGCAGACAGCUUCCGCUCUGAAGAAUGUCUGCGAGCUACGACAACCGAUCUAGAGACAAUGGACCCGAAGGCAUGGAGCCUGAUGGUAUCAUUGAGAGCAACUGGAAUGAAAUUGUGGAUAGCUUUGAUGAUAUGAAUCUGUCUGAGUCCCUCCUCAGAGGAAUCUACGCCUAUGGUUUUGAGAAACCGUCUGCAAUCCAGCAGCGCGCUAUUCUACCUUGUAUCAAGGGUUACGAUGUGAUCGCUCAGGCUCAGUCUGGAACUGGGAAAACAGCCACGUUUGCCAUUUCCAUCCUCCAGCAAGUAGAGCUGGAUUUAAAGGCCACUCAGGCCUUGGUACUGGCCCCGACCAGAGAGUUGGCCCAGCAGAUCCAGAAGGUGGUGAUGGCUUUAGGAGACUACAUGGGUGCCUCUUGCCACGCCUGCAUUGGUGGCACCAAUGUACGAGCUGAGGUUCAGAAACUCCAGUCCGAAGCUCCGCACAUCAUUGUGGGCACUCCCGGCAGAGUCUUCGAUAUGUUAAACAGGCGCUACCUCUCGCCCAAAUACAUAAAAAUGUUUGUGCUGGACGAGGCCGAUGAGAUGUUGAGUAGAGGAUUCAAAGAUCAAAUCUACGACAUCUUCCAGAAGCUGAGCAGCAACGCUCAGGUGGUGCUGCUCUCUGCCACCAUGCCUGCAGAUGUGCUGGAGGUAACCAAAAAGUUCAUGCGGGACCCCAUCCGUAUCUUGGUCAAGAAGGAGGAGCUGACCCUGGAGGGUAUUCGGCAGUUCUACGUCAACGUAGAGCGAGAGGAGUGGAAGCUGGAUACGCUCUGUGACUUGUAUGAGACCCUUACAAUCACACAAGCUGUGAUCUUCAUCAACACCCGCCGAAAGGUGGACUGGCUAACGGAAAAGAUGCACGCCCGGGACUUCACGGUGUCGGCACUGCACGGUGACAUGGACCAGAAGGAGAGAGACGUGAUCAUGCGAGAGUUCAGAUCUGGGUCCAGUCGUGUCCUGAUCACCACAGAUCUACUGGCCCGAGGCAUUGACGUGCAGCAAGUCUCCCUGGUCAUAAACUAUGACUUGCCAACCAACCGAGAGAACUACAUUCACAGGAUUGGCCGAGGCGGCCGUUUCGGUAGGAAAGGAGUCGCCAUCAACAUGGUGACCGAGGAGGACAAACGUACACUCAAGGACAUUGAGACUUUUUACAACACAACCAUUGAGGAGAUGCCGAUGAACGUGGCAGAUCUGAUCUAGGCUUCCCAACAAGGGGAAAUAUUUAAAUGGAAAAAAAACAGAGGAAAAAAAACAGCAUAAUUGAAAAUAAAAAAAAUCCCCCCUCUGCCUCCGCUGUCGCACCAUGUGGUGGGGGCAGAGGGGGGCUGCACAGCUUUGUCUAUAAAGCCCGUACAUUUGGGUUUGCCCUCCCUACUCCGUGUAUGACAUUAAAUGAUUUUUUUUUUUUUUUCUGUUUCAAAUAAAUGUUAUUUUGAGGUAUUGUGGCCGUAAAUACUUGUUUUGUGUUUUCUUCUCUAAAGUGAACACUAAUCCUGCCCCACCCCAAUUAUCUUUUCCCACCAAAUCAGUGGACCAAACAGGAUUCCUAGAAUUCCCCUAAAUCAGCUCAAUUUGGACUUGACUUUUUUUUAAACAAAAAAUCCCCCUUCCCAAAAAAGCUUAAUUGUUAAAUUUUUAUUUGCUUUCUGUAUAGUAUUUAUUAAAUAAAAACUGUUUUUGCAACA
Molecule: messenger RNA, 1791 nt
Organism: Pseudophryne corroboree (corroboree frog)
Lineage: Eukaryota; Metazoa; Chordata; Amphibia; Anura; Myobatrachidae
Gene: EIF4A1
Product: eukaryotic translation initiation factor 4A1
Exons: 10
Coding region: 86-1306 (406 amino acids)
Molecular function (GO): RNA helicase activity; ATP binding; RNA binding
Source: RefSeq, a predicted model, not a curated record